Rhagoletis pomonella (apple maggot) is the source of this 1872-nucleotide messenger RNA. RefSeq names its product DNA-directed RNA polymerase I subunit RPA2-like. The transcript is spliced from 4 exons. Gene Ontology annotation, cellular component: RNA polymerase I complex. Gene Ontology annotation, molecular function: DNA binding; DNA-directed RNA polymerase activity; ribonucleoside binding. Gene Ontology annotation, biological process: DNA-templated transcription. NCBI's taxonomy places the organism in Eukaryota, Metazoa, Arthropoda, Insecta, Diptera, Tephritidae. The record is from RefSeq and is a predicted model, not a curated record. The annotation marks the transcript as partial.
GUUCCUUCCUAAUUCCACUUCUACUCAAGGCUAAAAUCUAGUAAAACGUGCGUUUCGAUUAUCCCUUUUUAUUUUUUUAAUUGAACCAUGAAACUAUAUCCUACGUUGAGUAAUAGCCGGCCUGAAUUCAGAACAUAUCCGGAAAAACUUAACGAGCAUUUAGAAAAUUUAGGAGCACCGCAUUUAGAUUCCUUCAAUGAAAUGCUUUCCGAUGGCUUGGCCAAUUGCACAAAGUACAUGACGCCAGUUGGCUGUAGGACACCUGCAGGAGAACAAAUUGAGCUUCGCGUCGAAAGUAUCCAAAUUGCACGACCUCAAGUUCCGAUAAUUGUAAUAGAUGUAAAGAAUCGGUUGACGUACCCUGCGGAGUCACGACAACUACACACUUCCUACAUGGGUAUGUGCACGGUGCGAGUUAACUGGACGGUUAAUGGGUUGAAGAAGGCUCCAAUUGAUGUGGAACUAGGGGAAGUGCCUAUUAUGCUAAAGUCGAGCGCAUGCAAUCUUGGUUCGCUAAAACCAGAGCAGAUGGUCAAACACGGGGAGCACGAUACUGAAUGGGGAGGAACUUUUGUUAUCAAAGGAAAUGAGAGAAUUAUACGGAUGUUACUUAUGAGCAGACGUAACUACCCGAUUGCUGUCAAACGCUCCACAUGGAAAGAUCGUGGAGCUAACUUUAGUGAAAUUGGCGUAAUGGUGCGUACAGUACGCGAAGACGAAACUUCGCAUAACAAUGUAUUACACUUCCUCAAUAACGGAACUGCGAAGUUGAUGUUCUCCCAAAUGAAAAUGAUGUCUUAUGUGCCUAUAUGUCUCGUACUACGAUGUUUGGUUGAUUAUACCGAUGAGCAAAUAUAUCGAAAUUUGGUUCGUGGAUAUGAAAAAGACCAGUAUUAUGUGUCAUGUGUACAAACGAUGUUAAGGGAUGUACAUGGUGAAGGGCUCCACACGCAUAAAGAUUGCAAAGAAUAUUUAGGCAAAAUUUUUAGAUCGAAAUUUCCCGAAAUACCCGAUUGGAAAACCGACAUGGAUGUUACUGAUUUUAUCCUUAAUGAAAGAAUACUUAUACACUUAAACACCCAUAAAGAAAAAUUUGAUAUGCUAGUGUUUAUGGCUCAAAAGUUGUUUCAGUGUGCACAAGGAAAUUAUAAAAUUGAAAAUGUAGAUUCUGUAAUGAUGCAAGAAGUUCUACUUUCAGGUCAUUUGUAUCAAAAGUUUUUAGUGGAUCGCGUAGAUUUAUGGCUGCAGUAUGCUAAGAAAUAUUUGCUCAGGCGUCUAGAAGCUCCAGAUGUCCUAAUAACCCCAACUUUACUUACGGCUUGCUUACGCAGUGCAGGUAGUGUCUCUCAUGCAAUGGAAUCCUUUCUGGCUACGGGUAACGCACCUUCUCGAUCUGGUUUGGGCCUUAUGCAAAAUACAGGUCUCGUAGUAAUGGCUGAAAAUAUUAAUCGCAUUCGAUAUAUGUCGCAUUUUCGGGCAGUACAUCGUGGUUCAUACUUUACUACCAUGCGUACGACAGAAGCACGCCAGUUGCUGCCCGAUGCUUGGGGCUACAUUUGUCCGGUCCAUACGCCCGAUGGUGCACCUUGUGGCCUCCUUAAUCACUUAACAGUGUCAUGUCGCAUAUCACGCAUUCCAGACAAAGGACUUGUUAAGAAAAUACCCGAGUAUUUGAUUGAAAUGGGAAUGAUACCAUUAGAAUCAGAGAUUCACGAUACAAAUUCAAAAUUAUUUGUGGUCUUCUUGGAGGGAAAACUAUUGGGUCACAUACGUCAAGUGGAUGCGGAAAAAAUUGUAAACAGACUACGUACUUUGAAAAUUGAUGGAUACUUGCCUGAAAUGAUGGAAAUCGCAUACAUACCUUAUAAAGCA